AUGAAAGAAAUCAUUUCUAUUCACAUCGGUUAAGCAGGUAUUUAAGUUGGUAAUGCCUGUUGGGAAUUAUUCUGCUUAGAACACGGUAUCCAGCCAGAUGGUUAAAUGGCAUCAGACAAGAGAUUCGAAGAUAUUGAUGAUGGCUUGAAAACCUUUUUUUCAGAAACAAGUGCAGAAAAGUAUGUCCCAAGAGCUCUCUUUUUGGAUUUGGAACCAACAAUUAUUGAUGAAGUCAAAACAGGAACAUACAGAUAAUUAUUCCAUCCAGGAUAUUUAAUUUCAGGAAAGGAAGAUGCUGCCGAUAUCUUCUCCAGAGGUUAUUACAGUAUUGGUAGGAAAUUUGUUAAUUUGUAUGAAGACAGAAUCAGAAAGUUGGCUGAUAACUGCACAAAUCUAUAAGGUUUCUUGAUUAGCCACUCAAUCGGAGGAGGAACAGGAUCAGGAUUGGGUUCUCUUUUAUUGGAAAGGUUAUCUAUCGAUUAUUGUAAGAAAUCUAAAUUGGCUUUCACUAUUUAUCCAUCUCCAAAACUGUCAGCAGCCAUCGUUGAUCCAUACAAUUCCAUUUUUUCAACCCACUCAUUAUUGGAACACACUGAUAUCUGUGUCAUGUUUGAUAAUGAAGCUCUUUAUGAAAUUUGCAAAAGAAACUUGGAUAUUGAAAUACCAAAAUACUCUAACUUGAACAGAUUGAUUGCUCAAACCAUUUCCUCAUUGACAGUUUCAAUGAGAUUUAAUGGUGCCUUGAAUGUCGAUAUGCCUAGUCUCUAAACUAAUUUAGUGCCAUAUCCAAGAAUCCACUUUAUGCUUUGCUCAUAUGCCCCAAUCAUCUCAGAUGAAAAGGCUUAUAAUGAAUAUAUCUAAGUACCUGAAAUCACAAAUUCAGCCUUCGAACCAGCCAACAUGAUGGCUACAUGUGACCCAAGACAUGGUAAAUACAUGGCUUGCUCAAUGCUUUAUAGAGGUGACGUAGUCUUAAAGGAUGUCAAUGCCUCUAUUGCCAUUAUCAAGAAAAAGAAAACAAUCUAAUUCGUCGAUUGGUGCCCAACUGGAUUCAAGGUUGGAAUUAAUUAUUAACCACCAACAAUUGUUCCAGGAAGUGAUUUUGCUAAGGCCAGGAGGGCUGUUUGUAUGAUCUCCAACACAACUGCUAUUGCUGAAGUUUUCUCCAGACUUGAUCAUAAAUUCGAUCUUAUGUAUGCUAAGAGAGCCUUCGUUCACUGGUAUGUCGGUGAUCGUAUGGAUGAAGGGGAAUUUUCAGAAGCCAGAGAAGAUCUUGCUUGCUUAGAAAAGGAUUAUGAAGAAGUUGGUAUGGAUACUUUUGAAGUAGUAGAUCAAGAAGGAGAACCUUGA
Messenger RNA from Paramecium pentaurelia, 1350 nucleotides. The record is from the annotation of a GenBank genome assembly. Lineage: Eukaryota; Ciliophora; Oligohymenophorea; Peniculida; Parameciidae.